CGGUGAUAUCCCAUUUCAGCCAAUCAAAUUUCCAAUAUAUGCAUACGUGUCAUGCCUCAAUGGUAUGGCAUCUCCAUAAUACCACACCCUUUACCCUAUCCGUUCUUCUCUCUCUAUAUGCCUCACUCUCUCUUUCUCUCUCUUCACUCUCCGCCAUGCCCCCAGCCGCCGGAGCCGUCGCGUUGCACUCUUCCCUUUGCUCCACCGCUUCUGAGAAACCGUAUUCUCCUCUAAGAUCAACCCUUCUGCAUGUGGCACCUAAACCCAAAAGCCUCCUCCAAAGUCACCCACUUUACCCUCCAACCCACGCCAAACUCUCCCUUGAAUUCAAAGAGAAAAUUCUCUGCCUUGAGGUAAUGGGUAUUGAUGCAGGCAAAGCACUCUCCCAAAACCCCGAUCUUCGCACAGCCACCAUGGAAUCCAUACAGUCCAUCAUCACCUUCCUUUUCUCCAAUGGCAUUCUUGAGAAGGACCUGCCCAGAAUCUUUGGCAUGUGCCCCAAGAUUCUCACUGCUGACAUCAAAACUGAUCUUACCCCAGUUUUUGAUUUCAUCUUGAAUGAACUCAAAGUCCCCGAAAAUAGCUUCAGGAGGGUGAUCAAUAAGUGCCCAAGAUUGCUUACAUCCAGUGUUAAAGACCAGCUCAGGCCAGCUUUGGUUUACCUAAGGAGACUUGGAUUCAAGGAUUUGGGGGCCUUGGCUUAUCAAGAUUCUGUUCUCUUGGUGUCUAAUGUAGAACACACCCUCAUCCCUAAACUUAGAUUUUUGGAGACUUUGGGACUUUCCAAGGAUGAGAUUAGGAAUAUGGUGUUGAGAUGCCCGGCACUGCUCACUUUCAGUAUAGAGAAUAAUUUUCAGCCAAAGUAUGACUAUUUUGCUGGGGAAAUGGGGAGUAAAGUGGAGGAGCUGAAAGAGUUUCCUCAGUACUUUGCUUUUAGUUUGGAAAACAGGAUAAAACCUAGACACACCGAGGUUGUGCAGAGUGGUAUCACUUUACCUUUGUCAGUGAUGCUUAAAAGCACUGAUGAAGAAUUUAGGGAGUUGUUAAAGCAGGGAGGUGGCUGACUAUAGUGGGUGCAUUCCAUUAUGUGUAUUUACUUCUGUGAAUGUAAAGUUUUCCAAUGAAGUUGAACUGUUUGAUAAAUUGUUUAUA
Messenger RNA from Vigna umbellata (rice bean), 1152 nucleotides. RefSeq names its product Mitochondrial transcription termination factor family protein. The record is from RefSeq and is a predicted model, not a curated record. Gene Ontology annotation, molecular function: double-stranded DNA binding. Gene Ontology annotation, biological process: regulation of DNA-templated transcription. Lineage: Eukaryota; Viridiplantae; Streptophyta; Magnoliopsida; Fabales; Fabaceae.